UGCCCUGGGGGGCCCUCCCUGACCUCUGCCCUCCCACCACCCACUUCUCGCCCCGAAGGCACCAGGCUCUCCGCAGUCACCAGCUCAGCAGGUCAUCGCCCGGUUCACACGCGCGGCCGCACCUUCGGGCCAGAGGAACGCGCCGCGGAGCAGCAGCAUCUGGGCCGCCUCGGCGUCGAGCCCCGCGGGGCACAGAUGUGACCCCAAAGGACCCAGCGCACUUCUCACCGUGGCGAUCUGAAGGGUCACCUAAGCAGCAGCACAUGUCCAUUGUAUCUGAGGCGCCAGUGGACAACAAAACCUUUCGAACUUGAACUUUAACAGAAGAAAGCUUUAAGCGGGCUGUUUCACACAGGCUCCAUUUGAGCAAAGGCAUUUUAAAUCAUUAAGGGGAGAAAAACAGCACUUUUUGCUCAGUAGUGCGAACCCUCCAGGCAGUCUCCGUGGGAAGAAAAGGGAACACUAGUGAAUCUGCGCGUGUGAGCCUGGUGGGGCUCCUCUGUGCACACCCCCAGCGCCACCCUCCCCCCCAAACACUUCCCAGGAUGGAUGAGUCUGAUGAGGAUUUUAAAGAACUCUGUGCCAGCUUUUUCCAAAGGGUGAAAAAGAAUGGCCCCAAAGACGGGUCUGGGGAAAGGAAGAGACCGAGGGCCCCAGACAGCACGCAGACACGCAGCAGACCGCAGGGUACCAAACUGACCACCGCCAAGAGCAGCGCCCCCGCAGGCCCCAGAGCCACGAAAGCCCGACCUGGCAGCCGGGCCCCAAGGGCUAGACAGUCAGGGCCCACCAGGUGCCAGGAGCAGGGCCCAGUGCCCCCUGACGACGGAGAGGGAGGGGCGCUCGCUCCUGCUGCACCCCCAGAGAGCACAAGGAGCACGCAGACAGACGGUGCUCCCGGCAGCGGCCCCCCGGCCCUGCCUUCCUGUCUGGCGGCCACAGAGCCGAGUCCCAGCGAGCGGACAGCGGAGCUGGUCCUGCGGCGGAUGCAGCGCUUCAAGAGAGCCGACCCCGACCGGCUGACGCACGCCCCCCCGGAGGCCGUGCUCCAAGAGAUGGUUUCAGAGGGGCCUCAAGAGGGAACGCCGGCCGGGCAGGGGACUGGGCCCAGGCUCCCUGUCACAGAGAGCGAUGUUGCCGUGGCCUGGGCCCUGCAGCAGGAGCUUGGGCAGGAGCAUGCGGCUGCGCGGGGCGACAGCCUGGAGGAGAAGGGGCUGUUCUUCUGCCAGAUCUGUCACAAGAACCUCUCGGCCAUGAACGUGAUUCGGAGGGAGCAGCACGUGAACCGGUGCCUGGAUGAGGUGGAAAAGGCGACGAGGCCUUCGGCACCACAGAUCCCCGAGUGCCCCAUCUGUGGCAAACCGUUUCUCACCACCAAGAGCAGAACCAGCCACUUGAAACAGUGUGCAGCGAGGAUGGAAGUCGGCCCCCAGCUCCUGCUCCAGGCUGUGCGGCUGCAGAUGGCACAGCCUGAGGGGGCCCCCAGCUUGCCCGCUCCAGUGCCCAGCUUCAGCAGUCUCAGCGGAGGCCUGAAGCGGAAGGGGGCCGCCAGCAGGAAGGAGCCUCAGAAGAGGUGGAGGGUCAGCGGGCCCGAGGCGCCGUCCGAGGACCUGCUGGUGGCCAUGGCCCUGUCGCGCUCGGAGCUGGAGGCCAGGCCGGUGGCGCUCAGACCAGGCAGUGCUGCUGCUGAGAGGCUGCGACCGGGAGCAGAAAAGAAGAGUCGCAAGAAGAAAGCUGCGUCCCCACCCCGGCUGCUGGUGCAGGACGCGGAGAUCACGGGCAGGCAGAUCGAGGACCGCGUGGCCCAGCUCCUGGCCGAGGAAGCUGAGUUGGCCAGCACGCCCCCCCUCCCCGCGGGCGGGCGGCUGAAGGAAGAGCUGGAGAGGGCCAGCUGGUGUCUGCGUCCACCUGCAGGAAAGCAGCACUCCCUGUGGGAGGGCAGUGCCCUGACCCAGGCCUGGGCUCUGGACUCCUUCUACACGGCCAGUCUGGUACCGCCCCUGGUGCUCCAGCGGCCCACCAAGGUGCUCACACAGGAACCCGCAGGGCCACCUGAGCAGCCAGGGCUGGGCUCCGGAACAUCACCUGCCCCCCACAGCACCUGCCCCGCAUGGCCCGGCCCCCCGACGCUGUCACCCUCUGCCAGCCAGAGGGAGCACCAGGCCCUGCAGGACCUCGUGGACCUGGCGGGGGAGGGGCUGAGCGCCAGCCCGCAGCCCUGCAGCGGGGACCCCACUGGCUCGGAGGGGGCCGCAGGGAUGGACUCAUUGCCCGGCUGCCUUCCACUGACGGGCUUUGUCCUGCCGGCCGAGGAGACACAGCUGGAGGGCGGCAGCCAGGCGACGCGCUCCCUGAGUUUGCUGGUGGCUGACCUGGGCGCCAUGGUCAACAACCCACAGCUGAGCGACGUCCAGUUCCAGACGGACAGCGGGGAGCUGCUCCACGCCCACAAGUUUGUGUUGUACGCCCGGUGCCCGCUCCUCACGCAGCAUGUGAGCAGCAACAGCUUCUCUGCUGUGGAGGACGGCGACAUGCCCACCCAGCGUGUGCUGCUGAGCGACGUGAGCACGGAGGCUGCCCGCGCCUUCCUGCACUACCUCUACACCGCCGACACCCACCUCCCUCCCCAGCUGGCCCCCGACCUGGCUUCCCUGGCCCACAGGUUCGGAGUCGGGGAGCUGGCGCGCCUGUGCGAGCGGGCGGCUGCCGCGCCGGACACGGAGGACGGCCAGCAGGAGGGGCGGGGAGACGAGGCCUGCGAGAGCCGGGCGGAGAACUUCCACGCGCUCCUGAGGGCCAUGUGGGUCGGUGAGGAGGAGGAGGAGGCGGCGGCGGCUCUGUUGAAACCCGAGAACUGCGAAGAAGACAGAGAAAAGGUGAAUGAAGCAGAAAUGGAGGAAAUUUAUGAAUUCGCAGCCACUCAGCGGAAGCGGCUCCCGCGGGGCGGCACCCCCGGGGCCGAGGAGGAGAGCGGGCAGCCGGAGGACGGCCCAGGAGGCGUCCGGGCCACGCAUACAGCCCUAACUGCGGGGAGCUGCGUGAGACAGUCCUCGGGCCUGCUGCUCCGGGGCCAGUGUUCCGACGGGGAGGAGGGAGAAGAGACCCCCUCGGGAGCUCCGCACCCGUCCAGCCCCGCUGGUCCCCCUCAGGGCUGCCGGGCGCACAGGGAAGGAGGCGCCUUUCCGGUCUCGGUCGACGCUGAUGACGACGAACAGCCCUUUUUGCUGACUCAAGGAGGAUGCCCCCAAGCACCCCGAAUCUCCAGUGCAGGAGAGGAGGGGAGCGGCACAGGGGAGGACAGGGGCUUGGGGAGUUCCCCUGCCCUGUCCUGCCCCCACCUGUCAUCACAGGCCCCUCCUCAAGGCAGGAGCCCCCACCGGGCACAGCCUCACCCUCACCUCGAGGCUGACUCGGCCCCACCGGUACCCCAGUCACCGCGCGGAGCUGCCAGGCUGACCCCCCAGGACUCGCCAUCACAGCGGAAGAGGAGCAGGCACAGCCUCUCGUCACCUGGCGACCCAAGCUGCCAGAAGGGCCAGCAGCGGGCUUCCCUGUGGGGGCGCAGAAAUAAAGGGGUCCUGAUUUCCCCCCAGAAAUCUCUGUCCAUCGACCUGACCCAGCCCCAACCUGACCACAGCAGCGGCAGCUCCCAGAGCCCCCCGGCCCACGGGAGCAGGGAGGACGAGGUCAUCCUCUUGUUAGAUUCGGACGAAGAGCUGGAGCUACAGCAAACCCAAGUCAAGUCUGUUUUUCAUGAGCCCCCCGAAGAAAGGAAAGUUCUGGAAGUUAGUGCCAAAUCCUGUGAGCUGUUUCCCAUCAUCGACGUGGACACGGACCAGGAAGCUUCCCAGAGCCCGCCCCUGAGAGAGGCCUCGCCGCGGCAGCCGGACCCAGGCUCUGCUGGGGAGCAGGGGCCCCCCCGGCUGCUCUGCCGCCCCGCGAGCAGCCCCGACGAGGACAGCAGCUCAGAUGCCUCGUGGCUGGUGCCCGCCACCCCGCUGGCCCUCAGGAACCGCGGCUCUUCCUCGCAGGCCCAGGCCCUGGGCCUCGGGUGCAGGCUGUCGGCCGGUCAGGUGAACCAGCUCAGGCCCACAGGCUCGUCAGAACAGAGUGGCGGCCCCGAGGCCGCGACGUCAGCCUCGUGCCUCUCCCCCUCGACUCCUGGGAGCCCCGACGGCGGGAGGCAAGUCUGCGGGAGCCCUGGCAGCCCCCCGCCGGUGCCGCAGGCGCUUCCCUCCACUGGCCCCGCAGCCGGUUGCGGGCGGCCUCCCCGACACCCCCCGCAGCACCAGCCGCGCUCACCACCCGGGCCCAGCCCCGCACGUCGGGCCCCGGCCGGGGAGGUGGUGGAGGUCGAGGACAGCGGAGAUGAGCGGGAGGUGGCCUCCCAGCGGGCCGGCGGCAGCCCCCUGCUGCCCGGCGACGCCCCGGCGCCCGAGGAGGCCUGCUGCUGGCACGCCGAGCCCCUCUCCCCGAUCCCCAUCGACCACCUGAACCUGGAGCGCACGGCGCCCCUGAGCGCCAGCAGCCCCAUCCCGGGCGGCGCUGCUCCCGGCCACAGGCGGUCCUGGGUGAAGUCCCCCGGGGCCAGCUCCCCGGGGCGCGGCACGCCGAGCUUUCUGAGCUCCGCCCUGUGGGACGACUGGGACGGAGACGAGGGGCCGCCGGGGCCCCGCGCCCAGAGCCCGCCGACGCGCGCCGAGGGAGCACAACAGCCCGGAGCGCCGGGGACGCCGGGAGGAGCUGGUCAGAAGAACUUGCCCCCCAAAGUACCCAUAACCCCGAUGCCAAGGUAUUCCCUCAUGGAGACCCCGGUGCUGAAGAAAGAGCUGGACAGGUUUGGGGUCCGCCCUCUGCCCAAACGCCAGAUGGUUCUGAAGCUGAAGGAGAUAUUCCAGUACACGCACCAGACGCUGGAGUCCGACUCUGAGGGUGAGAGCCCGGCCCCGCCAGAGGCUGCACCGCGGCGCCGAGAGCAGCAGCCUGGGGGCAGUGCCCCCGCCCCAAGCACCACGCAGGCCGCAGAGGCGCCUCGGGGCCCUGACCGGGACACCGAGCUCCCAGCCUCCCAGGGGUCCACGGCCCCCUCUGCGGACGGCAGCGACAGCUCCUUCAGCUCCCAGAGCUCCGCCUCCGGCGAGGUCGGCCGGGCCCUGGAGUGCGCGGGAGACGAGGCGGGCGAGGAGGGCGCCGGCGCGGCGCGGGCCUUGGCCACGGAGGCGGCGCUGGGCCGCUACAUCCGCGCGCGGCCGGCGCUGUACCGCCGCGUGCUGCGCUACGAGCCGCUCGAGCUGGCGGAGCUGCGCGCCGGGCUGCGGCGCCAGGGCGUGCGCGUGGCGGCCGGGCGGCUGCUGGACCUGCUGGACGCGCAGGGCAUCACCUUCACCACGGCCGCCGCCCGCAGGGCGCAGCUGUCCCGGCGGCGGAGAAGGCGGCCGGGGCGCGGGGGGAAGGCGGCCGGCGCCUCCCCGCCCCCGUGA
This is a messenger RNA of Talpa occidentalis (Iberian mole), 5480 nucleotides long. It is a transcript of the gene SLX4, whose product is annotated as SLX4 structure-specific endonuclease subunit. Gene Ontology annotation, biological process: DNA replication; resolution of meiotic recombination intermediates; interstrand cross-link repair. NCBI's taxonomy places the organism in Eukaryota, Metazoa, Chordata, Mammalia, Eulipotyphla, Talpidae. Gene Ontology annotation, molecular function: enzyme binding; DNA binding. Gene Ontology annotation, cellular component: nucleus; Slx1-Slx4 complex. The record is from RefSeq and is a predicted model, not a curated record.